Cuscuta campestris is the source of this 1396-nucleotide messenger RNA. The record is from the annotation of a GenBank genome assembly. NCBI's taxonomy places the organism in Eukaryota, Viridiplantae, Streptophyta, Magnoliopsida, Solanales, Convolvulaceae.
GUCAGGUCAUGGCCAUGUGCCAACAGAGCGGGGGGAUGCCUUUUCUCCCUGGUAUUUUCCCGUUCGCUCUUCUAGGCGCGGGAACCAUGCCCCUACAAGCUCCGAUGGAGGUGACGUCGUUCCAGACGCCGGUGCCGCAGCCAUCACCUUUCCAGACCCAGCUGGUCAACACCAUGGCCCCUGUCAACUUGGCCGGCGCACUUAACGCUGCAGGGCCGUCGCGUCCCCCGCAAGGCGAGGUGCGGGAGGCCGAGCCUGCCCGCACCCGGCGCUACCGGUCUAACCGGCAAGAGCCAGCUAGGACGAGGGCCUCUCGUCAAGAAGAGGAGGCAGAGAGCCAGCCCAGGUUACCGGUGGCGAACCGGUUGACCAUCCCAAAUGACCGCGUCCAGCAGAUGGAGGCAAAAUUGGAAAGGCUGGAAAAGAAGGUCGGGGAGAAGAAUGACCGGGACAAACCCUUGGCGGGGUCCCCGUUCACCACAAGGGUCCAUCUGACACCUUUCCCGCGAAAGGUCAAGAUUGACGCCCCUAGGUUCACCGGGAAGGAAGAUCCGGAAAUCCAUCUGGAUUCCUUCAACCAGAGUGCGACCAUGAACGGUUGCACCGAUGAAGAAAAGUGCCUUCUUUUCUUCCAGACCUUGCGGAACCGAGCCACUGAAUGGUUCAAUAAGCUUCGCCCGGGAAGCAUUGAUUCGUUCAGUGAUUUGGCCUCAAAAUUCAAGGCCAAGUUCCAGGAGAAUUGUACUAAGAGGAAGAAAUUCACCUAUCUUAGUACAGCCGGGCAGAGGGAGUCUGAGAACCUUACUCAGUUCCUUACCCGGUGGAAGGAAGAGAAACGGCUGGGAGAGGCAGGAAACAAGUGGCUGGAAGAGCUCCCACACAUCGUAUGGGCAUUCCGAGUAACACCCAGGAGGGCUCACGGGGAAACUCCAUUCUCCCUAACCUAUGGGUGUGAAGCAAGGCUGCCCAUCGAAGCUGAAUUCCCAACGUUCCGGGAAUCAAAUUAUCAACCCCAACAAAAUGAAGAAGACCACUUGGCCGAGCUCAACUUGGUCGAAGAACGAAGAAUGGCCGCGGAAGUUAAAAUGAGUACGUACCAACAAGUUGUGAAAAAGUACCAUGACAACAAGGUUGGGCCGCAGUACUUCCAAGUUGGAGAUGAAGUCCUACGAAGAAGAGAAGCAAGUAGACCCGGUGACGGAGGAAAGCUAGCAAAAAACUGGGAAGGCCCAUACAGGGUUAGAGCCAUCAUUCAACCAGGAACAUACCGGUUGGAAACUUUAGAUGGUGUACCGAUAGAAAGAACUUAGAAUUCCCACCAUCUUCGCAAGUUCUACAAAUGAUUGUAAUACUAGGCGAGGCCUAACUACAUUAUCAAUCAAAGUAAUGUUCAAUA